AUCAAAUCACAACUUUGUUUUCACUAGCAAAGAGCCGACGAUUUAAUUUAUUAUUUGUGUAUAUUAAACAAUUCGAUCGAUUUUACAACAACCAGCAUUUUCACGAUGGCGUCGCUACAGAAACUCACGAUCUUCAGAGGGCCAGUUGGCAGCUUUGUUCGAAGCAUCAGCACCGGUGUUCCACGGUUUGAUAUCUUCAAAGUACAGUCUCCAGAGGAAUUCGACGAGAAAGUUCGUAAAAGCAAGGAUCCUGUGAUAGUGGACUUUUUCGCAACCUGGUGUGCCCCUUGCCGCAUGUUAACUCCCAGAAUCGAAACAAUAAUUGGAGAGAACGCCGGAAAAGUGAAACUGGCAAAGGUUGAUAUUGAUGAGCACACUGAUCUUGCGUUGGAUUACGAAGUGGCGUCCGUCCCGGUGCUACUAGCAAUACGAAACGGAAAGGUUGAGCAGCGCCUGGUAGGGUUGCAGGAUACAGACAAACUCCGAACGUGGGUGCAAAACGUGGUGGAAAAGAAAUGAACCCAUUACCAUCACACGCGAGGAGACUUUCAUUAUGUACGCUCAUGCUUAUCAUCCAUUAGAUGGAUCACGUUUAACAUUUUCAUUAGGAAAAUGUCUCCGAAAUUUUAAUUUCGAUCAAGUGUAAAGUGUGUUAGUUAGAAACUAUGAUUUUCCAUGGAAUGGAAUAAAGUUGUUACAAC
Messenger RNA from Anopheles coustani, 701 nucleotides. Its product is annotated as thioredoxin, mitochondrial. NCBI's taxonomy places the organism in Eukaryota, Metazoa, Arthropoda, Insecta, Diptera, Culicidae. The record is from RefSeq and is a predicted model, not a curated record. Gene Ontology annotation, cellular component: cytoplasm. The transcript is spliced from 3 exons. Bases 106 to 519 code for a protein of 137 amino acids. Gene Ontology annotation, molecular function: protein-disulfide reductase activity.